This is a messenger RNA of Cucumis sativus (cucumber), 597 nucleotides long. RefSeq lists its product as uncharacterized. The annotation marks the transcript as partial. The transcript is spliced from 2 exons. NCBI's taxonomy places the organism in Eukaryota, Viridiplantae, Streptophyta, Magnoliopsida, Cucurbitales, Cucurbitaceae. The record is from RefSeq and is a predicted model, not a curated record.
ACUUCGCUGCCGUUCACCAUGGCGAAAGCUGCUUCUUCUUUAUUGCAAACCCUAAGGCGCUACAUUAAGAAACCUUGGGAGAUCACUGGCCCGUGUGCAGAUCCAGAGUACAGAUCAGCGGUUCCGAGCGCUUUAGAGUACAGGGUCGUUUGCCCCGCCACCAUAAAGGAGAAAGCCAUUAUCCCUACAUCCAAUCCCGAAACCGUUUUUGACAUUAAGUAUUACACUCGCGACCAGCGUCGGAAUCGCCCUCCGAUUCGACGCACCAUCCUCAAGAAACCCGACGUCGAGAAGAUGAUGAAGGAGAUCAAAUUCGACCCUGCUGACUUCCCCAAAGUUUAUCUCACUGCCGCGAUUGAGGAGGAUAUGAAUACCCAUGGGGGUGGUUAUCAGAAGUAGAAAGGUUUGGUGGGUUCUUAAAUGUUUUUCAUGAUCUUCUUGCUGCAUUCUGGAUUAUUUCCUUUUGUUACUCUUGUCUUCUGCUCGAUUUUUGUUGCUGCUAUUCUAUAGCAUUGUAAUCCUAAGAGUUGUUCUAGUUAAUAAUUGUCAACAUUGGUAGCAAAUUCCUGUAAAUGACUAUUAACUUUGGAAUGUUUA